CAAGUACGGGGGAAGUGGCGCGGGACGGUUGAAAUACUCACAACAAACUACGAAAGACACGUUUGAAUGUUACAGCUCGACUGACAUUUUGGGGCAUAUAUAACUUUUAGAAUAACCCGUCAGCUGUAAAACCAACGUCGGGGAGUUUUACGUUUACUUUUCCAAGUAAGCGCUAAGUUCAAUUGUUCGCUCGCUCGACGUGAAAUUGGGUAGUAGCGAACGCUAAUGCUAACACAAACUUUCGUUUCUGCUAACACCGCUAACGCGUCAAAUAGCUGUUCUUUUUUCCCCCCGCGUACAUCAUGUCAUUUGCUAGAGGCGGAUGUCGGACCCAACAUGGCAAGGGCCUGAAAAAGCCCCUUCGCCCCAAGAAGACAGCACCUCCUCCCAAAAGAGAGUGGGUGAGCACCAUCAGUGACCUGUCCGUGCACAAGCUGACCCCCGCGGAGCUGGACCAUCGCCAUGAGAUCCGCAAGUCGCACAACAAGGCCGCCGCUCAGUGGGAGCUGCGAGAGAAAGCGCUGAAAGCUCGCCUCAGGCAGGCUGGAUGUAGUCCUCUGGAUAAAGCCAGUCAAACAAUCAUCAGAGAGGUGUUUUCUGACAAGCUGCUGCUGCAGGAUGUGCUGGCCCGCUCCGACAGAGCCUUGGCUGUCGUCAACGACCUGUUUGGAGACUCACCACGCAGGCAGACUGGACAUCCCAGUGUGACGGUGGCCCCAAUCUUGGACUCUCCAUUUUUCCAGAGCUCCACUGGGCUUUCACCUCUCAAUGACUCCAUGGUGGAUCAACAGGCUGUUCUUGAACCAGACGACGACGACAACUAUUACUACAGUGAUACUAGACGACUACUCCAGAGUAAAAUUCAGGUGAAGAAUAAGAUGGGAGGGCCCCAGCGUCAAAGAAUUCGUCCCGGUGUCUCUGAGCGCAGAUUUGCAAGUCCUCAAACUCCCUGCGCACCAGCCCAAACUGUGCUAAAUGCCACGGCAGCAGUCCAGCGUUUACGGUCCAGACGCAACCAUUCGGAGGAAGCCGUGCAGGAUCCUUCCUUCCUGGUCUCGCAAGUCCUCAACCCUGAUCUUUCUCCCAGGCUCCCAGGCAGCUGUCGCUCGGCCAGGACCAGGAAGCGCGCCUGCAAGACGCCAGAGCUGAACGGUUCCUCCGAGGCCUCUCUCAGCACGGAACCAUCCGGCUUGGAUCUGCUGCAGACCAUGCUGGCCCAAGUGGAGCUCGACUUGGAUUCCUUGAGCCCGCAAACAUCGACACAGAGUCGGCAACGCUCAGCACAAGGCUUCACUGGCUUUUCCGUAGCUUUGGUCUCUAAUCUCGCACGCCUGGUUCAGCUCCUCAAAAACCGAGAAUAUGACGCACAGACUGCGAUUGAGGAGAAACAAAAGCUCGAGGAGAAGCUGAAAGAGCAACGAAGCUUGAUUGACGCUCUCACUGCAGAGACCAUGAUUUUGAGAGAGGAGACAUCCUCACUGAAGGCAGAGUUGCAGCAGCGGACAGCCGAGCUGGAGAGGAAGCUGGACUCUGUGGUGUCGGCAAUGGCGACGCACAUCAACCAACCACAAGGCUCUGACGUCAUAGCUCCAGUUCCACAGCCCGUUGCCGAGCGACCGCCAGUUUCCGUAUCGCCCGCCAUCCAACUCUCCUCACCUGGACAGGGAGAUGCCUUGCAGCCAAUUCCUGAGACAGAUCAGGUUGCCUACAAGGAACUCCGAUCCCCCAGCUCGGCGUCCAGUCUCGUCAGCCUGCCUCUCGCCAGCCUCCCCCUCACGUUGCGACUCUCUCCCGACGCCUUGGAGGCCAAGAUCGCCAAGCUCUGCCACCUCAGGGACGUGAUCGCCGAUGCCCAGAGUAGCCGUGCCCGAAGCGUCGGCGGGUCGCCCGGCAACGGCGGCACGCAGCAGAAGCGCUCGGCUUCCGUCGGCACAGGCAGAGUGACGCCUGACAGGACUUCGCCGUGGCCUGAGAGCUUUGCAGGGCUCGGUCAACAUGUCAGCCAAGUGAACCAUCAGGGGACUCUGAAUAAUAACAGCGCGAGCAAUGUGCAACAGCGCCUCCUGGAGGUCAACAGGAAAAGCGCAGCAGCCAGAGGCCGAUUGCUGGAUCUGAUCGAGCAGCAGAAACAAACCCUUUCUGCCAGAGUGUCUCCGUCCGUCUCCCCCGUGCCCCCCUCGGCCUUCAGCCCGAGAACGUCAGGUGGCAGUGGAAGCAUGGACGGAUCCCUCUUGAAACCAGCAGAUGACAAACGAUCAGCCGGUUCGCAAGCUUUUUCUCGGCAUUAUGAAGAGGCUCAGAGGGAUGGAAGCACGCCGCAAACACAAAAGCAGCAAGUACAGGACAGCUGCUUUGCUCUGUCUGCACACGUAUGAUGACAAGGAAAGCACUUUGACAAAAUCGUCACAAUUCAAUGUUUUGCUUUGAUCGCAAAUAAAUAAAUUGUCUUUCUUGCACUCAAUUCAAUUGACGAGUUGUCUCAUUUUAACGUGGUCACUUUUUGCAGCUCGCUGACAAGCUAUAGUACCGAAGAAAGGUCUCCCGUGUGUGCAGGGAGGGAGACAGGACAGGAGGCGAUCCAGUGCAGUGCAAUGCAAAGCCAGUAGGUGGCAACAUGGAGUCACUCCCAAAGCCUCAACGUGAAGAAGCAACCAAACGUCGUUUUCCAGCACCGGACAGGACUCGGUGGUGACCUGGCAGCUGUUUUCGCUCCCCUCAACCUUGACGAAUCCUUCUCCGCCUUCCAGAAGAAAGCGAGGAGGAAGCCAGCAGAGGCCGCUUGGAAUCAAAGCAGCGGAGAAAAAAAACAGUUUGUCUUCUCUCCAAGCUCUGAUAAUAGCGCCACUCUUGCGAUAUCAGCAACUCGACCGUUCUCAUUUGCAGUGAUGAUGUGCUGAUGGAUGUGCUCGUGAAUUCCCCAAUGGGAGAAAUCACUGACUGAAGCAAAAAAGGAGGUGAGGAGGAAGGGGGGGUGAAAUGAUUCCCAAACCUUAAUGUUUUCCACAUGCUUUGGAAGAUUGUCGACGCGUAUGAUUUGUCGUUGGGGAGCUAAAAAAAAAAAAAAUAGGCGACUGUCAGUGUGACAUUGUCAAAGCCCAACGCUGACGUUGGGCACCGGCCAAUGUUUGCCACCGCCCUAAAAGGAGCGUCUCCACUCUCAGUUGGAGAAACAUUGUGGCUUCGCAACUGAAAAUUAACAGCGUGGCUUUUUUUCCGCAGACGCUUCUUUUUACAAACAAACAACACUUUGCUCGAGUCCUUAUAGAAGGAGUCAGUCAAAAUAUAUCAAUAUUUUUUGUUUAGCGUCAAGCAUCAGUUGAAUGUUUACAGACAAGACUG
This is a messenger RNA of Syngnathus acus (greater pipefish), 3339 nucleotides long. It is a transcript of the gene spice1, whose product is annotated as spindle and centriole associated protein 1. NCBI's taxonomy places the organism in Eukaryota, Metazoa, Chordata, Actinopteri, Syngnathiformes, Syngnathidae. The record is from RefSeq and is a predicted model, not a curated record. Gene Ontology annotation, biological process: metaphase chromosome alignment; mitotic spindle assembly; regulation of centriole replication. Gene Ontology annotation, cellular component: centriole; centrosome; spindle. Bases 303 to 2375 code for a protein of 690 amino acids. The transcript has 20 exons.